This is a messenger RNA of Pieris rapae (cabbage white), 1978 nucleotides long. RefSeq names its product fructose-bisphosphate aldolase (gene Ald1). Gene Ontology annotation, cellular component: cytosol. Lineage: Eukaryota; Metazoa; Arthropoda; Insecta; Lepidoptera; Pieridae. The record is from RefSeq and is a predicted model, not a curated record. The transcript is spliced from 10 exons. Gene Ontology annotation, molecular function: fructose-bisphosphate aldolase activity. Bases 146 to 1315 code for a protein of 389 amino acids. Gene Ontology annotation, biological process: fructose 1,6-bisphosphate metabolic process; glycolytic process.
UGCUGUAAUUCAUACUGUCAAUACUGAUAUCCUUCAAAUGACCUUUAUUCGUGUUCAACGCACUAUUCUAAAUUUUGACAGUUGUGCAGCGGCAGUUGAACAGUGUAAUAUAGUCUAGGGUCAAGAAAAAUUAACAAAAACCACAAUGAGUACCUACUUCCAAUACCCAACCCCUGAAAUCCAGGAGGAGCUGAAGAAGAUAGCACAGGCUAUUGUGGCUCCUGGCAAGGGUAUUCUUGCUGCUGAUGAAUCUACUGGAACCAUGGGCAAGCGUCUCCAAGACAUUGGAGUGGAAAACACUGAAGAGAACCGUCGUAAAUACCGUCAGCUGCUCUUCAGCACUGACCCAGCCCUCUCUGAGAACAUCUCUGGAGUGAUCCUCUUUCACGAGACUCUCUACCAGAAGGCCGAUGAUGGCACACCCUUGGUCCAACUGCUGGAAAAGCGGGGAAUCAUCCCCGGAAUCAAGGUCGACAAAGGUGUCGUGCCACUUUUCGGAUCUGAAGAUGAGUGCACCACCCAAGGUUUGGAUGACUUAGCCCAACGUUGCGCUCAAUACAAGAAGGACGGAUGCCACUUUGCCAAGUGGCGUUGCGUCCUGAAGAUCGCGCGUAACUCACCAUCCUACCAGGCAAUCAUGGAGAAUGCGAAUGUCCUCGCACGUUAUGCCUCCAUCUGUCAGAGCCAGCGUAUCGUUCCUAUUGUGGAGCCAGAGGUGUUACCCGAUGGCGAACAUGACUUGGACCGCGCCCAGAAGGUAACAGAGGUGGUGUUGGCUGCUGUGUACAAGGCUCUUAGCGACCACCAUGUCUUCCUUGAGGGAACACUCCUUAAGCCUAACAUGGUGACAGCUGGACAGAGCUGCAAGAAGCAGUACACUCCGAUGGACAUUGGCCGUGCCACUGUCACUGCUCUACUCAGAACUGUGCCUGCUGCUGUUCCCGGAAUCACAUUCCUCUCUGGUGGCCAGUCUGAAGAAGAGGCGUCCGUGAACUUGAACGCUAUCAACACCGUCGAUCUGAAACGUCCAUGGGCGUUAACCUUCAGCUACGGUCGUGCCCUCCAGGCUUCAGUGCUCCGCGCAUGGGCGGGCAAGCCUGAGAACCUAGUAGCCGGACAACAGGAAUUGUUGAAGAGAGCUAAGGCCAACGGUCUUGCAGUUAGAGGACAAUAUGUCGCCGGAUCGAUUCCUUCCCUAGCAGCCUCAAAAUCUAACUUUGCUAACGGUCAAGCAUCACAGGGCAAAUACGUCGCCGGAUCCGUCACAGGUGUGGGCGCCGAGGCUGGUCUUUUCGUAGCAAACCAUGCUUACUAAAUACCAUAGCUAAAAGUAGAAUUCGAGAAUAGCCGACUAUAUAAUACUAAAAUAUUUCCGCCAUUGUGAAUUUAGAAAGUCUUUAAAACGUCACCGUGACAGUUACCGGUCAAAUGACAUUUACUUUUAUGCACAAAAAUUUAAGAGAUAAAAAUUGAGCUCUACUCAAACCCUCUGAAUUGGCGAAGUUUUGUAUCGUCGGCUUAUUUUAUGACAUGGCAAUCGAUUAUUAAAUUUUUCACGUAUUUGAUUCCAUAUAACUGAAAUCAUUGUUUCCUUCUAAAACAUAGUAAUGUGUAGAUGGAAAUACUGAUUAAUAUUAUAAAGCUACUUUUGCUUAAUUGAUAUUGCUAUGUUAGUCUAUAGAGAUUAGAGUAACAGUAUUUACUCGAAUGAAAACCUCGAAAUUAAAAAUUGUAUUGUUGUUCCAUGUAAAUUAGGUACUGUCGUAUUAGAUUGAGAUUAGGCAUCUUAUGCUUCAUGUAAUGUGACAUUUAAUAUUUAAUUUAUCAUAUAUAAAACGUAAAAUUUUACAACAUGGAUAUAGAUCAAUAGUUUUGUACGAUCAACAGAAAUGUAUUUUAUUUGUAUAAAUUAUUUAUUUACACUAUUAUUUUAGUAUUUAAAUGUAUUUUGAUAAUUAAGAGUAAAGUGUAAUGUUCA